CGUAAGAAAAUUGAAUUAUCUAACAAAAGGACAACCUUUGUACAUAAUUUUUUUUUCAUAAAAACUAAGACAUUGAAGAAUUCCAUUCUUAUAAAUUCUCCCAAAUCCCCACUUUCUUCUUCAUAUCUUCAUUUUCUCCAACAAAAUCUUCCAUCUUCUCUGUAUCUGCAACUCGUUUCUUUCAUAUAUCAAUAAUUCAUCCACCAUGGGCCGCGAAGGCCGACAGUUCCAUAUCUUCAUGUUCCCAUUCAUGGCUCAGGGCCACAUGAUUCCCAUCGUCGACAUGGCCAAACUCUUUGCUUCUCGCGGCAUCAAGAUCACCAUCGUCACUACCCCUCUCAAUUCCAUCUCCAUCUCCAAAUCACUUCACAAUUCCAAUUCACUGAUCCAGCUUCUCAUCCUCAAAUUCCCUUCUGCGGAAGCGGGCCUACCAGAUUCUUGUGAAAAUGUCGACUCCAUUCCAUCCAUGGAUUUACUCCCAAAAUUCUUCCAAGCAGUGAGCUUGCUUCAAGCCCCUUUUGAGGAGGCUCUUCAGAAGAAUCGCCCCGAUUGCCUCGUCUCCGAUAUGUUCUUCCCUUGGACCAACGAUGUUGCCGACAGAAUUGGGAUUCCCAGACUCAUUUUCCAUGGCACAAGUUGUUUCUCUCUAUGUGCUUCCGAGUUCAUGAGACUUCACGAGCCGUACAAGAAUGUUUCUUCAGAUACAGAGCCUUUUCCCAUUCCUUAUCUCCCCGGAGAUAUUAAGCUAACCAAAAUGAAACUCCCCGUAUUCGUUCGGGAGAAUGUCGAGACCGAGUUCACCAAACUUUUCACCAAAGUUAAAGAGUCGGAAUCGCACUGCUACGGAGUUGUUGUGAACAGUUUUUACGAGCUGGAAGCAGAGUAUGUAGAUUGUUAUAGAGAUGUCUUGGGAAGAAAGGCGUGGCCAAUUGGUCCACUUUCAUUAUGCAACAAUUGAUACUCAAGAAAACUAAGCAGAAGGGAGAAAUCCGCCAUUGAUGAAAAUGAGUGCUUGAAAUGGCUCGAUUCCCAGAAACCCAAUUCGGUAGUGUAUGUCUGUUUUGGAAGUUUGGCCAAGUUCAACUCUGCUCAGUUGAAGGAGAUUGCAACUGGGCUGGCUUCCGGGAAAAAUUUCAUCUGGGUUGUCAGAAAGAAAGGGGAAGAAGAGGAAGAUGAAAAAGAUUGGCUAUCAGAAGGGUACGAACAGAGGAUGGAAGGAACAGGGCUGAUCAUUAGAGGAUGGGCACCGCAGGUUUUGAUAUUGGAUCAUCCUUCGGUGGGCGGUUUUGUGACACACUGCGGGUGGAAUUCGACGCUGGAAGGAGUGGCAGCCGGGGUUCCGAUGGUGACGUGGCCGGUGGGGGCGGAGCAGUUUUACAACGAGAAACUGGUGACGGAGGUGCUGAAAACCGGAGUUGGAGUCGGGGUUCAGAAAUGGGAGCCUGGUGUGGGAGAUCUCAUCGGAAGUGAAGCUGUGGAGAAAGCGAUUAGGAGAAUAAUGGAGGAAGAAGAAGGAGAAGAGAUGAGAAACAGAGCAACAGAACUUGCAAAGAAGGCGAAGAGGGCAGUUGGGAAAGACGGAUCUUCAUAUUCAAAUUUGGAUGCUUUAAUUGAAGAGUUGAAAUUGUUGGCAUUUUAGAUUCAAUUUUCAACUGGUUCUGAUGGGACUUUUCUUAUAUGGUUAUGUGAUCCACCAAAUGUUUGGUUUGCCUUUUUGAGAUUUAAAUAUGCAUGUGAUGUCAUAUCUUUCAUUA
Messenger RNA from Benincasa hispida (wax gourd), 1754 nucleotides. Its product is annotated as scopoletin glucosyltransferase-like. The record is from RefSeq and is a predicted model, not a curated record. NCBI's taxonomy places the organism in Eukaryota, Viridiplantae, Streptophyta, Magnoliopsida, Cucurbitales, Cucurbitaceae. Gene Ontology annotation, molecular function: UDP-glucosyltransferase activity.